AUGGCUUCCACCACUCCGCCAGACACGAGCGCGCACAAUCUAGCCAGCCCAGCAUCCGAACCUUCGGUCCUCAUGAAUCUCAUCCACGAUCUCGCCUGCCAAGUCUCUUCACUUCGCGACCAAGUCAAAGACGCGACCAUGCGCGCUUUGGUGACCGUGGAGCAAGCUGAGGACCAACAUCUCGCACACCCCUCACUCUAUCAGCGCGCGCACGGUGCUACGCUCGCCAACGAGCCACCUGGAAUCCAUCAGCUUUACUGGUCUCAUCGCAGCCGUGUGCGCCAGAGACAACACAAGGACGAGGUCGCUGUGGAGAAGCUUCGCGGGGAUCACAAUGAGCUGGUGAAGAAGAGCUCUACUGUGCUCGAUCAGGUCAGUGACGUUCACAAGGAGAUGCUGAAGGAGUCCAAAGCUGUUCGAGUCGAGUUGGAGCAGGUGGGCGGGAACAUUGAGAGCUUGGAAAAAAUCGUGAAUUGCAGAAUCCACGUCGUCGGUGAUGGAGAGGGCGAGUAA
Messenger RNA from Ramularia collo-cygni, 513 nucleotides. RefSeq lists its product as uncharacterized. The transcript is spliced from 2 exons. The coding region runs from base 1 to 513 and encodes 170 amino acids. NCBI's taxonomy places the organism in Eukaryota, Fungi, Ascomycota, Dothideomycetes, Mycosphaerellales, Mycosphaerellaceae. The record is from RefSeq and is a predicted model, not a curated record.